CAUAAACGAAAUCGAGUAGCUGUCGAAGAGAUUAAAAUACAAGCCGAGACAGACAUUACGGAAAUUACAACUUGGAACACGGAAAUCGACAAUAAACUAGCGGAGUCGGAUAAAGUCGUCGAAGAACUGAGAACAUGGCUUGAUCAGCGUCGAAAGGAGAAGGAUAACGUAGCGAGAGAAGAACAAAUUCAAUUUGAAACAAUGCUUUUCAAAACAAGAAUGGAAUUCGAGACGAAGUUAGCAAGUGCGAAAGUGGAAACACUGACAAUAAAUAAAGAGGGGAAUUGGCAAGGUGAGUCGCAACAAAGUACAUUAGCUAAACUACCGAAGUUAGUUAUUUCAAAAUUUGGUGGAGAUUUUCAAGAUUGGCAAAGGUUCUGGGGACAGUUCACAGAAACAGUCGAAAAAACUAAUAUGCCCCCCAUCACGAAAUUUACCUACCUCUGUGAGUUGCUUGACCCCAAGAUAAAGCAUGUUAUUGAUUCAUUACCCUUCACUACAGAGGGCUACAACAGGGCAAAAUCUAUCCUGAAAGAUCGCUAUGGGAAAGAAUCGGAAAUUAUUAAGUCGCAUGUCAAGGAUAUAAUGGAUUUGCCAUAUAUUCACGGUGCAAACCCCAAGAAAAUUCGAGAUUUUAGUGAGCGUCUUAACCAUUGUGUGCAAGCGCUGCAAACAAUGAACAGACUGAGUCAGGUUAACGGCAACGUCGCGAUGACGUUGGACAAACUCCCCGGAAUUAGGGGGGAUCUUGUUCGAACAGACCCUGACUGGGAGAGGUGGACCUUUGUCCAGUUAUCAGAGGCAGUUCGCCAGUGGGUCAAGAGGAACCCCGUGGACCAAAGUCGUACAGAUCGAGAUAAAGAUCGACAAAUCAAAUCCUUUCAUGCGAAGUCACGUGAAUGCGUUUAUUGCGGUGACGUAACUCAUAAAGCAGGGAACUGCACCAAGAUUACUAGUGUGACAGAACGGAAACAAAUUCUAGCAAGAAAACGAUUAUGCUUCAAUUGUGCGAUUGGAACCCAUCGUGCAGCUGAGUGUUCCAGCAAGGGAUCCUGUCAAAAUUGUGGAAAACGACACCACACUUCCAUCUGUGAUACAGCAAAAGUCGAAGGAAAGGAGCAAGUUAUGACUACAAACCAGUCGAGCGAAAGCGUGUUGCCAGUUAUUGUUAUCAAGGUGAACGGAGUCAAGUGUAGAGCGUUAAUCGAUACAGGAUCUGGGAGCUCAUAUAUUUCAGCGAAACUCAUAGAAGUAGUGAAAGCGAAACCUAUUUCGACACAAACAAGGCAAGUUGAAAUGCUUAUGUCCUCGAAGAGUGUACGCAUGGACAUAUACGAAUUGAACACUGAAUCCGUUGACGGACAGUACCAAAUGCCAGUGAAGUUCAUCAAAGUGAAUAAACCAGAACUUCUCACUAUUGAAAACCCAAAUUACGCUGACCUCAUACGAGACAACGCCCAUCUGUCUGAGGUGAUAAUCGCAGACAAAGACACCAAGAGUCAACUUCCUGUGCAUGUUAUCUUUGGAAGUGGCGAAUACGCACGCAUCAAGACCGAGACGAAACUUUGUGUGAGAAAGGAAGGUGGCCCAGUCGCGGAGCUGACGAAGAUGGGAUGGUUCAUAAUGAGCCCUGGAACAGAGUUCGACCGGAACCGGAUGCUGUUGACGCAAACUUCACAAA
Messenger RNA from Paramuricea clavata, 1681 nucleotides. The record is from the annotation of a GenBank genome assembly. Lineage: Eukaryota; Metazoa; Cnidaria; Anthozoa; Malacalcyonacea; Plexauridae.